Molecule: messenger RNA, 1747 nt
Organism: Aethina tumida (small hive beetle)
Lineage: Eukaryota; Metazoa; Arthropoda; Insecta; Coleoptera; Nitidulidae
Product: E3 ubiquitin-protein ligase ZNRF1
Exons: 4
Coding region: 310-939 (209 amino acids)
Source: RefSeq, a predicted model, not a curated record
UAUUGGAGAGACUUCGAAAAGUCAAAAAUAACAUGGCCUUUGUAAGUCUAAAAUAAUAUCGGCCUUUAUCAAUGUGCUAACAUAUAAUGCACAGUCUUUAUAUGUUUCCAGUGUUACGGUGUGCGUACUGUUUGAAUUAGUUUAGUAACCCGUUCACAGUGUCCGUUUAAAACUUGUAAGCUUUCGAAAUGUGUUCUGUCAAAUUCGCCGUAAUUUACUUAGAUAAUUUAUGACCAGCCAGACUUAUUAAACAAAUAUGUUAUUUAAUUGUUUUAAAAUACCCAGAGUAUGAGUUAUAAGUGCUAAGUCAUGGGUGCGAAACCGAGUACAGCGAACGGCACGCAGAGCCCAAGAACGCGGGCCUUCUCCAGCAGCAGUAGCUCCGAAGUCGUGACGGCCCCCGGUUUUCGCUUUAUGCGAUCUUUGGGCAUGGACAUGUCCAGCGACAGACAGAGGGCCCGUUCAUUAUCCAGCGUGCCGGAUCUGCACACUAGUCACGAAACGAUUGCCAUACCGGCCGCCGGGGCCAGUUUUGACGUUUCCACAGGUGCCAGCCCCGAAACGGACAGCAGUUCAACCGAAGAACCCGGCACCGUGAUCGCAUCAAAUGCAGCUAAUAUUGCCCUGGGGCGCGUCUACGCCGCCCAUUCCUUGCCGUCGCAUAUAUGGUCUUUGAAUGGUAUAAAAUGCCCAGUCUGCAGCAAAUUUGUAAUUCCUGAUGAUAUUGAAUGUCACCUAGUAAUGUGCCUAACCAAACCACGGCUUUCCUACAACGAAGACGUUUUGACUGAUGAUAAGGGAGAAUGUGUAAUUUGUUUAGAAGAACUAAGUCAAGGUGAUAUUAUUGCUCGCCUACCUUGCCUAUGCAUAUACCACAAAACGUGUAUAGAUCAAUGGUUUGAAAUAAAUAGAUCUUGUCCUGAACAUCCUGGGGACUAGCAUAAUUGUUUAAAUUUAAAUUUGUACAUAUGUAUAUAUUGAUGAUUAUAAGAACUUAUAAUACCGAAACAUGUAAAUCUAUAGGGAAUAAAUUUACGUAUGUAGUUAUUUUUCCCAAUAUUAAAACAUUUUUCAAAUUAUCUGCGAUGGGUUUGAGUUUAUUUAAUUUGUUACAAUAAGGAUGCACUGGAUAAUAGAGAAAAAAUUAAUCUAAGUUUACACAUAUCAAUAAUUUUACUUUUGUCUGAUGCCUUUUAAAAUAUCCAACAUUCAACAAAAACAUUAUACAAUAUUUUUAUGUUUGCAUAUACAAUUUGAAAUAAUAUAAUCAUUAGAAAGAAUUUGUUUUACUAAAGAAAUAUUUUUGAUACUUUCAUAUAUAAUAUUUUAAAUUCAUUGAAAAUUGCUUUUGGCUAUAGAAUCAAGAUUUAGGGUAUCCUUUUUCAAUUGUUUAAACUACACCCAUGUUUUAUUUGUCGUCUAAAGAAUUUAUUAUAAAUGUCAGAAUUUAUUGUUGUAUACUUAAUGAUAUAAAAGUUAUGUGAAAAAAUGAAACCAACCAAAGACAUUUUGUUAAUGUGAUUAAAUAUAAGGUGCUAAUUGCAAAUUACCGUAAAAAUAAUAUAAGUUGUUACCUAUGUUUUGUCAGAUAAUAGUUUUUAUUGACAAUUAGAACAUGAUUAUAAGUAGAUUGUUUUUCUAUGUUAUUUUUAUAUCCUCUAUCUAGAACUUCUUAAUUUAUAGAAGUGCCAUAAUUUGAUUAUAACUAUAAGGUGUAGUAUUGUAGUUAAUAAAUACAAUUUUCAAA